Messenger RNA from Aspergillus bombycis, 1098 nucleotides. RefSeq names its product cupin domain-containing protein. Lineage: Eukaryota; Fungi; Ascomycota; Eurotiomycetes; Eurotiales; Aspergillaceae. The record is from RefSeq and is a predicted model, not a curated record. Bases 1 to 1098 code for a protein of 365 amino acids. The transcript has 2 exons.
AUGAAUCUCCUUCUCCUAGCGGGCUUGUUACCCCUGGUGGCUUCCCAAUCUCUGUCGGACCUCUACCUCGAGAACGCCCCGUCCUCUCCUCGGCCAUACAUCAUUCCCCAUUACGCCAACUCCCAUGCAGUCACGAUUGGCAAUCAACUCUACCGAUUCACGGUCACCGGGCCAUCCUCCGACUAUGCGUUUACGCUGAUGAGCACCAAUGCCCCCUACAGCGGCAGUCUCGGCGUGCUCCCGCAUAUCCACCGCGAGCAUUACGAGAACUUUUUCAACUUCAAGGGUCGCUUCCAGCUGUGGGCGCAGUACGGCGAGGAGGAACAACAGGCACGGUUAUUGACUCAGGGCGAUUAUGGGUCGGUGCCGAGGAAUACCACCCACACCUUCCAGAUCUUAGAUCCGGACACAGAGAUGGUUGGGGUGAUCUCCCCGGGUGGCUUCGAGGACCUCUUCUACAACCUGGGCACCAACUACACUUCCGCCACCAACACACCCUAUGUACCACAGGCGACCAAUGAUUCUUCGGCUGCCGGACCGGAUGCUGGCGGAAUAUCCGGUCUCGAAUCAUUCGAUGUCUAUGCCCAGCUAUCUUUCGAGCCGCGUCGAGACUUCGUCAAUGGCUCCGCGCCAUCCGACGAGGGCUGGCACACGGAGGACGCUUCCCUCGGCGAGCCGGGAAAGCCCUAUUUCAUCGCCAACAACUAUGGCCCGAAGUACCUCAACUCCAAGCACGGAGCGUACCAGAUUGUCCAGCCGCUGGUUACCAAUAGCCAGGCACAGGAUACGAACUUCACCCUGUCGACCAUUAUUUUGAGCCGGCAGCGGACGUCGAGUUCGGCCCCGACGUGGUCCACCGCCGGAGCCACGGCGUUUGAAGUCCUGGAAGGAUCCGUUCAAAUUCAGAUCGGCGACUAUCCGGCUGCUCAGCUAGAGAUGGGCGAUGUGGCCUUCGUGCCUGCGACGGUGUCGUAUCGCUAUUGGACGCAAGGGUCAUAUGCGAAGGUGUUGUCCGUCAAUGCUGGUCAGGAUGGACUUAACCAGCAAUUGAUUGACGAGGGGCAGGCAUGGGGAUAUCCGACAUUCCCACGGUAUUGA